AUGGCGGCUGAGGCCUUGAGGGCUCGGCGCGGCCCGUCUUCCUGCGGGCAGGUGGAGAGGCAAGCCCGAGCCCAGGCCACGGGGGAGGCCUUGUGCGCCCGGUGUGGAGGAAGGGCGCCCGGAGCUUUGGGUCACCAUCAUGAACUUCAGUGUGGACAUGCUUUUUGUGAACUGUGCUUGUUAGUAACUGAAGAAUACAGCACAAUUAUAUGCCCUGAUUGUGAGGUUGCUACAACUAUAAAUACAAAACAAGGAUACUGCCCAAUAGAUGGAUAUAUUAAAGAAGAGUCUUUUAUGGAAAAACUGCAGCCAAAAAAGAUAAAGAACUGUUCUCAGGACUUUAAAAAGACUGCUGGCCAGCUAACUGUUGGUUUAGAACAUUCAACCUUCACACGCGGGACUGUUCUGAACCCAUCAGCUGUAAUGGAGGAGACUAAAACUGUGGAAGAAAUUGAUGAAGCAUUGAAGAUAGCAGGCCAGAAUUUUGAAGAAUUAAGUAUUGCUGUAAAAAUGCUCGAACACAUACACAGUCAAACAAAAGAGGAAACAGUCAGUCUUAUAGAGGUUCUGGAGAAACAGUUUGAUCAGCUUUUUACUUCUCUUGAUUCCAGGAAAAAGAACCUGUGUGAAGAAGUAGUAAGAAAUACAGGUGAUUAUUUAUCAAAUGUAAUGAUGGCUAAGAGCUACAUUGAAGAGAAAAAAAAUGAUUUGGAUGCAGCUAUGAAGAUAGCAAGAGAAUUAAAAUCGGCACCUUCUCUAAGGACAUACUGUGACCUGAAUCAGAUUAUUCGGACUUUGAAGCUAACAUUUGAGAGUGAAUUGUCACAGGUUAGCUCUCUAAAACUAAGGAGCUCUCCCAAGUUGAACAUGAAUUGCAGUGAGAUCAUCUGUAUGUUCAACACUAUGGGAAAGAUUGAAUUUGAAGACUCAACAAAAUGUGAUCCUCAAGAAAAUGAAAUUGGACAGAAUGUUCUAAAGAACAAUAAUCAUAAAAAGGAAUUUGCUUGUAGUCGUACACAACCAUCACUAAAAAAGAAAAAGUUUGACAUUUCUGUCCUAACUAAUGAAGCCCCACCAACUCCUUUGCGAUGGGAAACCAAUAAUGUGCAUUUAGAAUCAAAAAACUUCCAGCCACAGAAAGAGGUUGUUGCAACAACAUCCCCUAAAACCACUGCUGCUCUACCUCAGAUGGGAUCCAGCCCUGAUGUGAUCAUUGAAGAAAUUAUUGAAGAAAACCUGGAAAGUUCUCCAGAGCUAGUUUUUGUAAGCCAUGUAAUACAUCCUUGCCACUUCUAUGUUCGGAAGUAUUCACAAAUAAAAGAUGCAACAGUAUUGGAAAAGAAGGUGAAUCAGUUUUGCAAUACGAGUUUACACCUUGGUCCUUCAGACAUUUUGGAGCUAGGUGCAAGAAUAUUUGUCAACAGUAUUGAAAAUGGAAUGUGGUGUCGAGGAACUAUUACUGAAUUAAUUCCAAUAGGAAGUGAAAAUAUCAGAAGACGUAGUCCAACCAAAUACUUAGUCCAUGAAGUUGCACUGAUACAAAUAUUCAUGGUAGAUUUUGGAAAUUCUGAAGUCCUGGUUGUCACAGGAGUUGGUGAUACUCAUGUGAGAUCAGAACACACUGCUAAGCAACAUGUAGUACUAAAUGACUUAUGUCUAGUUCUGAGGAAGUCUGAACCAUACGUGGAAGAGCUGCUGAAAGACAUGCACCCAUUAGCACUGCCAUGUUCAUUGAAAGACAUUGUUCCACAGAAUUCAAAUGAAGGCUGGGGAGAAGAAGCUAAAGUAGAAUUUUUGAAAAUGGUAAAUAAGAAGGCUGUUUUAAUGAAAGUUUUUAAAAAAGAAGAUGGUGUGCUCAUUGUAGAUCUACAGAAACCACCAACAAAUAAAAUAAGCAGUGAUAUGCCCGUGUCUCUUAGAGAUGCCUUAGUUUUUAUGGAACUAGCAAGGUUUAGGUCACAGUCACCAAGAAGUCACUCUGAAAAAAAUAUGACUUUACACUAUCAUCCACCUGUUUUGCCUAAAGAAAUGACAGAUGUUUCAGUUAUGGUUUGUCAUAUAAAUAGUCCUACUGAUUUCUAUCUUCAGCUGAUAGAGAGCCUGGAUUUUUUAUUUAUAUUAAGGACAAUUGAGGAAUUCUAUAAAAGUGAAGAUGGGGAGAAUCUGGAAAUCCUCUGUCCAGUUCAAGAUCAAGCCUGUGUAGCUAAGUUUGAAGAUGGAGUUUGGUACCGAGCAAAAGUUAUUGGAUUGCCUGGACAUCGUGAAGUUGAAGUUAAAUACGUGGACUUUGGCAAUACAGCAAAAGUAACGCUUAAAGAAAUGCGUAAAAUAAAGGAUGAGUUUCUACAUCCUGCAGAGAAGGCAAUUAAAUGUAAGCUGGCCUAUAUUGAACCAUGUAAAAGGACAAUGCAGUGGUCAAAAAAAGCUAAAGAAAAAUUUGAAGAAAAAACGCAAGAUAAGUUUAUGACAUGUUCAGUCAUUAAAAUUCUGGAAGAUAAUGUGCUCUUGGUUGAGCUUUUUGAUUCUCUCGGUGCUCCUGGAACGAUGCCUACUAGUAUUAAUGACCAGCUAGUCAAAGAGGGCCUAGCAUCUUACGAAGCAGGAUAUACCCUCAAAGAUAAUUCCAAAAAGCAUAUUGAAGUAUGGGAUCCUUCUCCAGAAGAAAUUAUUUCAAAUGAAGUAAACAGCUUAAAUCCUGUAUUUGCAAAAUCUCUACCUAAUGAGAAUCUCCAGUCACUUUAUAAUAAGGAACUGCCUGUGCAUAUCUGUAAUGUAAUAUCUCCUGAGAAGAUUUAUGUUCAGUGGUUGUUAACAGAAAACUUACUUAAUAGUUUAGGAGAAAAGAUGUUUGCUGUUUAUGAAAACUCAAAAUGGGAACCUAUAAAAUGGGAAAAUGAUAUGCACUGUGCUGUUAAGAUCCCAGAUAAAAAUCAGUGGCGAAGAGGUCAGAUCAUCAGAGUGAUUACAGACACACUGGUAAAGGUCUUGCUGUAUGACGUGGGUGUUGAACUAGUAGUGAAUACUAACUGUUUAAGAGAACUUCAAGAAAACCUAAAGACAAUGGGAAGAUUAUCUUUGGAGUGCUCUCUUGUUGAUAUAAGACCAACUGGUGGGAGUGACAAGUGGACAGCAACAGCCUGUGACUGUCUCUCAUUGUACCUGACUGGAGCCAUGGCAACCAUCAUCGUACAGGAAAACAAAACAACAUGGCCAUUACCUGUGAAAAUUUUCUGCAGAGAUGAAAAAGGAGAGCGUAUUGAUGUUUCUAAAUAUUUGAUUAAAAAGGGUUUGGCUUUGAGAGAAAGGAGAAUUAACAAAUUGGAUAACAGCCAUUCAUUAUCCCAGAAAUCUCUGGAAACCCCCCUGGAACAAGAUGAGUCAGCAGUUACCAAGUGUAUUAAAAUUAACUGUGACCCUGACAAAAAAGCAGCUGAUACUGUCAGUGAGCACAAGGUGUCUGAAUUUAAGGAGAAAAUUCUAGAACCAAGGACUGCUGGAUCCUACAGACCACCAGCUAUCCCUACCCAGAAAGUAUUUGAGGCCAUAGUCAGCUGCAUUGGUGACGAUGGCACUGUGUUUGUGGUACCUAAGUCAUCAGAACCAGAACUAAUGAAAAUGAUGAAUGAAAUUCAGAGUAAUUUAAAAUGCCUUGGUCUUUUGGAGUCUUAUUUCUGGAAGAAGGGAGAAGCCUGUGCAGUAAGGGGAUCAGAUACGCUGUGGUAUCGAGGCAGGGUGGUGGAGGUCGUUGGCGGCACUAUCCGGGUGCAGUAUUUAGAUCACGGAUUCACAGAGAAGAUUCCGCAGUGUCAUCUUUACCCUGUUUUGCUGUGUCCUGAUAGACCCCAGUUUUGUAUUCCGUGUCAGCUCUGUAAUACCAUACCUGUUGGGAAUGUCUGGCAACCAGAUGCGAUAGAACUUCUUCAGGAACUGCUUUCAAAGAGAGAGGUGGAAAUUCACAUCAUGGAAUUACCUGAAAGUCCAUGGGAGAAAUUAUCUGUUCAGCUCUAUUUUGAUGGAAUGUCACUUUCUUAUUUUAUGGCACAUCAUAAAUAUUGUACUUUUGAACAUUCUGAGGAAAUACUGAAGGAAAAACCAACAGAUUACAAUAAAAAGUAUGAAGAAGAGAGAUGGAAAGUAACGUUUGAGGAGUUGCUUUUGUCUGAAACAGAGACCCCUCUUCUACCACCGUACUCGCCUUCCUGUCUGCCUCCCCCGGAGGAGCUCUACGCUGUCCAAGUCAAGCACGUUGUCUCUCCCAGUGAAGUGUAUAUUUGCCUUGAUUCUGUAGAAAAUUGCACUCUGUGUAACCAGCAUAGCGACACAGAGGACAGUGGAGUCGCCUGGGAGUCUGAGUCUGAGGGCCUGACUGAAGCCCUGCGGAGGGUCAACAAGAACGUGGAGACAUUCCCGCCUCUGACGGACUUCCGGACAGAAAUGCCUUGCCUUGCAGAAUAUGAUGAUGGCUUAUGGUACAGAGCAAAGAUUGUUUCCAUUAAGGAGUUUAAUCCUCUAGCUGUCCUGGUACAAUUUGUUGAUUAUGGAUCAACUGAAAAGCUGACAAUAAACAGACUGCGUCAAAUUCCUCUUCACCUGCUGCAGUAUCCAGCCCGAGCCAUAAAGGUCCUCUUGGCAGGGUUCAGACCUCCCCUAAGAGAUGAAGGAAAGACAAGGAUUCCAUACUGUCCCAGGUGGAGCAUGGAAGCCCUGUGGGCCAUGAUAGACUGCCUUCAAGGAAAACAGCUGUACGCUUCUUCCGUGGCUCAGGCACCAGAACAGACAGUGACGUUAUAUGAGGAUGAACAGUAUCCGGUCCACAUGUCACUAGUGGAGAUGGGGCUCGCAGACCGAGAUGAGUGACGCACACAGUGCAGAGCGUCCACAGCAGCCCAGAAGAAAGUUUUCUGUUUUCUGUAGACCAUUUCAGGUCUGUUUUGCUUUGUUCUGCAAUA
Molecule: messenger RNA, 4949 nt
Organism: Camelus dromedarius (Arabian camel)
Lineage: Eukaryota; Metazoa; Chordata; Mammalia; Artiodactyla; Camelidae
Gene: RNF17
Product: ring finger protein 17
Exons: 36
Coding region: 1-4857 (1618 amino acids)
Source: RefSeq, a predicted model, not a curated record